CGUUGUUUCCACGUCCUUACUCGUACUUGUUGGUCAACCUUAUUCUUUGGUCAUUGUGCUUUACAGUUUAAUCUCCUCCAGUAAGCUUCCGAAACACUUCCUCAAAAUCUAUCUCUCUGCUCUCUCUUUCUCUGUCUCUGUCUCUGUCUCUGUCUAUCUUCUGCAAAAUUCUAUUUCAGACUUCAGGGUCCAUAAAUACUCUCCAACUUGACCGCCUCCUGUUCCCCCUCCUCCAUCAAAUUCGAUUAACUGUUCACUGCAUCUGAAGCUAUAGCUGCUUCCCCUGCUGGGUCAACUUCAAGGUCUUCAUGUGUUUAUAUAAGAUCUUUUUACUCAACUUUGCUGCAGAUUCUUCAUCUUAUGCUUCUUCUUCAUUUUUGUAUUUAUUGAAGUCAAGUCAAGGGCUGUCUUUGUGUUCUAGUGUUGAUUUAUAAGUCUCUUUGAACCUUUUAUCAAGGUGUUAGUAGUUCAUAUUUGGUUCUUGCUUGUUAACCAUGAUUAGACUUAUGAAUCAAUCAUGGGUGUCUUUGUUUUUGGAAUAAUAAUUACUUAAAUCUACAGAUAGUUAUGCUUGUUUCAUUAAAAAAAAAGGAUUGGUGAUUUUCAGCAAAUGGGUAUUGCUUAGAAAUUAAGUUCAAGCUCUGGAUUUUCAUAUAUUUUUUUUCGGGUUUUUUUUAGCUGUUUUAAGCAUGGUUUUGGGAUUUUAAAGUGUUUUCCUCAAUUGGGUCACCUUAAUUAGUUGUAUUAUUCAUUUGUAGAAUUUUGGAGUUACUAUAUGAGGUUUAGCUGCUGAUUCCCUUAAGCCUUGUUAGGCCCAAGUAGGAUCUCCUAGAUUUUAAGCCAUGGAUAAUGGGAAUGAAAUGUCUUCGUCCUUGACUUUUGCUUCGUCAUCUUAUCUAUCAAAUGGGUCUAGUAGUCAAAAUUUAUCUGCAGCUGCCACUGGCUGCUCCAAUCUUGACAAUUUGAGUCUAAACAAGCUCAGCGCCAAUCUCGAGAAGUUAUUAAUUGAUUCUGAGUAUGAGUAUAGCGAUGCAGUGAUUGUUGUUGAGGACAUCCCUGUGGGUGUCCAUCGGUCUAUAUUGGCUGCAAGGAGUCAAUUUUUUCACCAGCUUUUCAAGAGGGGAAAUGGUGGUGAGGUGAAGGAAGGCAAGCCAAGGUAUUCCAUGUCUGAUUUAGUGCCUUAUGGUAGAGUUGGAUAUGAAGCAUUUAAUGUCUUCUUGUCUUAUUUGUACACUGGGAAGCUUAAGCCAUCGCCACCAGAAGUAUCAACUUGUGUUGAUGAUGAUUGUGCACAUGAUGCAUGCCGCCCUGCUAUUAAUUAUGCUUUGGAAUUGAUGUAUGCUUCUGCCACUUUUCAGAUGAAAGAGCUCGUUCUGGUUGUUCAGCGCCGUCUCCUCAACUUUGUUGAUAAGGCUCUUGCAGAAGAUGUUAUUCCAAUUCUUGUGGCUGCCUUCCACUGCCAACUGAACCAGCUCCUCUCUCACUGUAUCCAUAGAGUAGAAAGAUCAGAUCUUGACAAUAUAUCUCUUGAAAAAGAACUUCCUUGUGAAGUUUCAAAAGAAAUCAUAUCACUCCGUCUCAAAUCUCAGCAGGAGGCCGAACUUAUUGUACCAGAAGUAGUAAUGGACCCCUUACAUGAAAAGAGAAUUAGGAGAAUCCACAAGGCAUUGGACUCUGAUGAUGUUGAAUUAGUGAAGAUGCUACUGAGUGAAUCUAAUAUCACUUUAGAUCAAGCUUAUGCCCUUCACUAUGCUGCUGCAUACUGUGAUCCUAAGAUUGUUAAGGAGGUGCUCAACUUAGACUCGGCUGAUCUCAACUGUAGAAAUGGUCGAGGAUAUACCAUACUUCAUGUGGCUGCAAGGCGUAAGGAGCCAUCAAUUCUAGUGGCAUUGCUGCACAAGGGAGCCUCUGCAUCAGAAAGUACAUUCGAUGGACAAACUGCUGUUGCAAUAUGUAGGAGGUUAACUAGGCCAAAGGAUUACAAUGAGAAGACAAAUCAGGGGCAAGAAUCUAACAAAGACAAGUUAUGCAUAGAUGUCCUUGAGAGAGAAAUGCGAGGAAGUUCAAAAUCUGUAAACAUGGCAAUCUCAACACAGGUGAUAGCUGAUGAUUUGAAUAUGAAGCUUCACUACUAUGAAAAUAGAGUGGCAUUUGCACGGCUGUUGUUUCCUGCUGAAGCCAGGGUAGCUAUGGAGAUUGCAGAUGCAAGUUCGACCUCACCGUACACAGGCCUUUCAGCUUCAAAAGGCUCAAAAGGCUCCAGUGGGAACUUAAGGGAGGUUGAUUUGAAUGAAACACCCUCUGUACGAGCCAAAAGACUCCAAUCAAGACUGCAUGUUCUCCUUAAAACAGUGGAGACGGGCCGUCGCUACUUUCCCAAUUGCUCAGAAAGGCUAGACAAGUUCUUGGAGGACGAUGAUAUGCCUGAUGCUUUCUUCCUUGACAAAGGGACUCCUGAAGAGCAGAAAAUGAAGAAGAUGCGUUUCAUGGAACUUAAAGAUGAUGUGCAGAAGGCAUUUUACAAGGACAUUGCUGAGAGUCGUUCAGGUUUGUCAUCAUCUUCAUCAUCCUCAUCUUCUCCAAAGAAGGAGGGAGCUAAUCAUAAGGUUAGAAGGAAAUGAAGUUUUAUGUAAAUUGUAUUAUUCUUGUAACCCAUAAAGAGUUUACUAAAUUUUUAUUCUCAUAGAUCAUAUUCUUACAGAGCCUUGGUUCUGUUCUUUAUUGUAAUAAUAUAAGGACAGGAAACCUACACUGUUCAAUAGGAGUACUUUUUUUUUUUUUUGAUAGGAUCUCUAUAGGAGUACUUGUUAAGCUAUGUGGCUUGUGAAAUCAUAUAAAAUAAAAUAGAAAUGCUGCGAAAA
Quercus robur (English oak) is the source of this 2861-nucleotide messenger RNA. RefSeq names its product BTB/POZ domain and ankyrin repeat-containing protein NPR1-like. Gene Ontology annotation, biological process: defense response to bacterium; regulation of salicylic acid mediated signaling pathway; systemic acquired resistance, salicylic acid mediated signaling pathway. Bases 843 to 2621 code for a protein of 592 amino acids. Lineage: Eukaryota; Viridiplantae; Streptophyta; Magnoliopsida; Fagales; Fagaceae. The transcript is spliced from 4 exons. The record is from RefSeq and is a predicted model, not a curated record. Gene Ontology annotation, cellular component: nucleus. Gene Ontology annotation, molecular function: protein binding.